Molecule: messenger RNA, 1524 nt
Organism: Fusarium tjaetaba
Lineage: Eukaryota; Fungi; Ascomycota; Sordariomycetes; Hypocreales; Nectriaceae
Exons: 1
Coding region: 1-1524 (507 amino acids)
Molecular function (GO): N-acetyltransferase activity
Source: RefSeq, a predicted model, not a curated record
AUGUGGGGCUGGGAAGGCCUCAAAGCCUUAAAGUCUCGCUCUACUCCUCUUUUUGUGCAUGCCAGCGAUAUCGAAGUGAACUACAACUACCGUCUACAAAUGACCAAGCACGCUCCAGUGACUCUAGGUGUCUUGGGUCGGUAUUAUUCGGCCCGGCAUACUCUAGGACAGUACCGCUCAGCAUGUGUAACGGCAACGUACAACAUAUCGCUCCUGAAUGACUCAUUGUUGAACGAACUUGAUAAUGCACUCGAGAAUACUCUGCAAGCCACUAUUCGACAGCAUUCUGGUCUACGAUAUGGCAUUUCCGACGCGAAAGAAGCUGAUGUCCCGCUGUUCAGGCAGAUCUGUACAUUCGACCGCGAGGACGUUUUGAAGGUCAUCGAUAGCCAAGAUGCCAAAGGCCAUGAUGAAGUUGCCGGGGAUAUGAUUGAUGAUGUUCUAUCAAGAGUACUUGAAAGCCGUCAUUCAGCGCUUUGGAUCCGAAACAAGCCAGCCUGGAAGGUUGUUGUUGUCAAACAUACCAGUAACUACAAGUCAGGCCCCUCUCUCAGGCUGGAUAUUUCCUUCUUCGCACACCACGCUAUUGCAGAUGGGCUAAGUGGCGUAGCCUUCCAUGCAUCAUUAAUGAGAAAUCUCAAACUUGGCAUACCAGUGCCUGCAAGAUGGCCCCUAGAGUUGAACGAGGUACAAGACCCUCCGCCAACAAUCGAAGAAAGCGUGGACUGCCUGUCGUGUAACUGCACAAUCUGCACAACUCCCGACAAAUCUGAUGAGCCAGUCUGGGCGGGAGGCUCUGUAUCUGCAGCACCAACGGUCGGCUAUGAAUCUCGAGUCCGGCUAGUGACAGUCCCAGCGGCACCGUUUUCUAGCCUUCUUAGAAAGUGCAAGCAGGCCAACGUCACAGUCACCGGGCUACUUCACGCUAUCAUAUGCGCAUCACUAAGCAUCGCUAUCAAGGAAGACGUACCUGGCUUUCGAGCUGUUACACCCUUUUCAGCAAGACGACAUACUGGAGCCUCUGACGCCGAAAUCGUCAACCAUAUUUCUUAUCUGACGAGCUAUGUUUCUCGAGAAGACUUGCAGAAGUUUAGAGACUGCCAUCGUGGCUCUCACACAGAGGAGCAGCAUAUUAUAGACCUUGCGCGUCGCUUCAGCAACGAAGUAGCUACAAAAGUCAAGGAGUUCCCGCACGGCAGUAUGGCUACCAAACUCAGUCAAGUCCAUGAUAUUUUACAAGAAUGUCAAAGCCAAGGCGGUACAGAGAGACGGUACACAUACGAGCUUUCCAAUCUGGGCUCAGUUUCAAGCAUACUUCCACCAGAAGAUCGCGGCAUUAAGCUUGACAGAUUGGUCUUCACGCAAUGCGGUUUUGUUGCUGGCCCUGCAUUGGGGUUUAACUGUGCUAGCACCAGGGGAGGGGAUUUCGCCAUCAGCAUUACUUGGCAGAGAGGCAUUGUUGAAGAAUCUGUCGUGGAAGACGUUGCUCGAGACCUAGAAACACGAAUUGGGACAUUUCAGUAG